This is a messenger RNA of Pseudozyma flocculosa PF-1, 387 nucleotides long. RefSeq lists its product as uncharacterized. Gene Ontology annotation, cellular component: endosome; Vps55/Vps68 complex. The transcript is spliced from 5 exons. The record is from RefSeq and is a predicted model, not a curated record. Lineage: Eukaryota; Fungi; Basidiomycota; Ustilaginomycetes; Ustilaginales; Ustilaginaceae. Gene Ontology annotation, biological process: late endosome to vacuole transport via multivesicular body sorting pathway. Bases 1 to 387 code for a protein of 128 amino acids.
AUGGCUGCCGGACUAAAGACAAUCAUCCUCCUCUCGUUCGUCCUGGCUCUGGGCUUCCUGCUCAUCAUCCUCUCGUGCGCGCUCUGGGCCAACUGGCUACCACUUCUCGUCGCCUUGACCUAUGUGCUGGCGCCGCUGCCCAACAGCGUGUGCGCUCGGUGCGCAGGAGCGGAUGACUUCUCGGCGGACUACAACAGCGCCUUCCUCGACUUUGGCAACUUUGUGACGGGCAUGAUGAUCGUCUCGGGUUUCGCGCUGCCACUCGCCCUGGCCCACUCGGGCAUCAUCGCUCCGAUGGCGUGCAUCAUGUCGAUUGCCGGCGGAGGGCUGGUCUAUGGCACCAUCCUCACGUAUUCCGGCUCCUUCAGCGAGACCGACGAGUUCUGA